Protobothrops mucrosquamatus (brown spotted pit viper) is the source of this 2238-nucleotide messenger RNA. Its product is annotated as vomeronasal type-2 receptor 26-like. Gene Ontology annotation, cellular component: membrane. NCBI's taxonomy places the organism in Eukaryota, Metazoa, Chordata, Lepidosauria, Squamata, Viperidae. Gene Ontology annotation, biological process: G protein-coupled receptor signaling pathway. Gene Ontology annotation, molecular function: G protein-coupled receptor activity. Bases 1 to 2238 code for a protein of 745 amino acids. The transcript is spliced from 5 exons. The record is from RefSeq and is a predicted model, not a curated record.
AUGACUUAUGAAGCCAUGAUAGAUUCACUUUCCACAGGGCAGGAAAAUGUCCCAAACUACAGAUGUGGAAGACCUAAAAAACUGUUGGCUGUGGUCGAAGGCACUGAUUCUGAGCUUUUUACCUGUAUUUCAACCAUGUUGGACAUCUACAAAAUUCCUCAGAUCAACUAUGGGAUUAUCAACCAGAUUCCUGAGCAGAAACAUCAGUUUCCUUUCUCCUAUCGGAUGAUCCCAAAGCAAGAGCCUCCUCACUUGGCAACUGUCAAAUUGCUUCUGCAUUUCCAGUGGACAUGGAUCGGCCUCUUUGCUCCAGACAAUGAAGAUGGGGAAAAGUUUAGAAAUUCUUUUGCGCUUGCAGCUAUAAAAAAGGGGAUUUGCGUUGCUUUCUCACAAAACAUCCCCUUGCAAGAUAAAGAGAGAAAAAUUGGGAAAUUUCUUCAUUAUGCUCACAGUGAAGUAAAAGUUUUUGUAUGUCAUUUGGACUUACAAGCCUCACUAUUCCUAGCAUCAGUCAUUCCAAAAUUUGAAUAUCAUCCAAAAGGAUUUGGGGAAAAAGUGUGGAUUGUCACUGCUUUGACAGACAUAGGGAUCAGAUUAUUUUAUCAACAUGUUAAUCUCUAUCAUAAACAUCUUUUGUUAUCCUUUUCAACUGAGGCCCGAAAAAGUGCACCAUAUCGUCAUUUUAAGGUGGAUACACUUAAUAUUGAUAAGCUUGUGAAGACAACAUUUUUGCCCUUCUAUUCAAGACCUAUAUUAUCUAAAAAGGUUUGGAUAAGAUACACAGAAAAGGAGAGGUGGAAAUUUGCACAUCGUGAAACGAUGUUCAGAAUCCUCUCUGAAGAUGCCUUCGGUAUUUACAAUGCUCUCCAGGCUUUAUCCCGAGCCCUAACUUCUGCCUAUUCUUUGCAACUGAAUAGGAGGAGAAUGAGGCUUGGAAGCCAUCUUUUAUUCCAUAGAUUACAGCCAUGGCAGUUUCAUCAUUUUCUGAGAGACUUCCAGCUUCAUAAUAUUUCAGGAAAAUACGUUUAUAUGGAUGAGAAUGGAAUUCCCGUUGCUGACUUUUAUAUCAUACACUGGGCAAUACUUCAGAAUGGGUCUCCUAGCGCAAUGAAAAUUGGAAAGAUAGAAAAUGUGGCUUCUUCAGAAAUCAAGUUCUCCAUCAAUGAGAGUGCCAUCAUAUGGCCAACAUCAUUUAAACAGAAAGUGCCGUUUUCUAGAUGCACUUCUAGUUGUCUCCCAGGAUACAAGAAACUUAAGCGAGAGGGAGCACCAGUCUGCUGCUAUGACUGUUCUCCAUGUAUGGAAGGAACAAUCUCUACCCAGGAAGAGGCAGCCCACUGUGAAAAGUGUCUGGAUGACCAGCAUCCCAAUAAGAAGCAAGAUCAAUGUGUCCCCAAAACAUUAAGUUUCCUGUCCUACCAAGAAAGCUUGGGAAUCAUUUUGGCACUCACUGCCUCUUUUUUGUCUCUAAUCACUGCCUUGGUUCUGAUCAUCUUCAUUAAAUACCGAGAAACUCCCAUUGUGAAAGCCAAUAACCGGGAUCUCACUUACAUUCUCCUGGUCUCUCUCAUGCUUUCCUUCUUGACUUCCCUUCUAUUCAUUGGUCACCCGAAUAAAGUGACCUGUCUUCUUCGACAAGUCACCUUCAGUGUUGUUUUCUCAGUUGCCAUUUCUUCCUUGUUGGCUAAGACUAUCAUGGUGGUGAUGGCAUUUCUGGCUACAAAGCCAAGCAGCAGGAUGAGGAAAUGGUUGGGGAAAAGUCUGUCCAACUCCAUUGUCUUAUCUGGUUCUGGGGUUCAGGUGGGCAUCUGCAUGAUGUGGCUGGGAAUCUCUCCCCCCUUCCCAGAUUUUGAUCUGCAUUCCCAAUCAGGACAGAUCUUCCUGCAAUGUAACGAAGGUUCAGUCACCAUGUUCUACUCUGCCCUUGGGUACCUGGGCUUUCUGGCUGCCAUCUGCUUCUUGGUGGCUUUUAUAUCCCGCAAACUACCUGGGAAUUUCAAUGAAGCAAAGUGGAUCACCUUUAGCAUGCUGGUGUUCUGCAGCGUUUGGGUCUCCUUUGUCCCUACCUACCUAAGCACCAAAGAGAAAUACAUGGUGGCUGUGCAGAUCUUCUCUAUUCUAGCUUCCAGCCUGGGCUUAUUGUGCUGCAUCUUUGUGCCUAAAUGCUACAUCAUCAUUUUGAGACCUCACAUGAACAGAAAAAUGCAUCUAAUGAUGAGAAACCAUGAUGGCUUCUGA